GCCCCUUCCCUUCGCUUCGUCACGAAUCAAACCACUUCCCUUCCUUCCUCCACGCUAUAUAAAUUCCGCGUCUCCUCUCUUCGUUAUCCACCACACAAGUUCGAGUUUCGGAAUCCAUACAUCGAAAGCGCAAGGAGACAAAGUUGGAGGAAGAACACACACAACACACGGGCGGGCGUGCAUACUUUGCGUGCGAGCGAGGCUCAGAUUCGGCGAGAGAGAGAGAGAGAGAUGGACGGCUUCUUCUCGACCGCCUCGUCGGCGGCGUACGGCGGCAACAGCGGCGGGUGGGGCUACGACUCCCUGAAGAACUUCCGCGAGAUCUCCCCCGCCGUCCAGUCCCACCUCAAGCUCGUUUACCUGACCCUAUGUUUUGCCCUGGCCUCGUCGGCGGUAGGAGCUUACCUGCACAUCGCCCUGAACAUCGGAGGGAUGCUGACAAUGCUCGGGUGCGUCGGAACGAUCGCCUGGUUGUUUUCGGUGCCAGUCUAUGAGGAGAGGAAGAGGUUUGGGCUGCUGAUGGGUGCUGCUCUCCUGGAAGGAGCUUCGGUUGGACCUCUGAUCGAGCUGACUUUAGACUUUGACCCAAGCAUCCUUGUGACAGGGUUCGUUGGAACUGCCAUUGCUUUUGGGUGCUUCUCCUGUGCCGCGAUCGUUGCCAGGCGCAGAGAGUACCUGUACCUAGGUGGUCUGCUCUCUUCCGGCCUGUCGAUCAUGCUCUGGCUGCAGUUUGCCACGUCCAUCUUUGGCCACUCCACUGGCAGCUUCAUGUUUGAGGUUUACUUUGGCCUGUUGAUCUUCCUGGGGUACAUGGUGUACGACACGCAGGAGAUCAUCGAGAGGGCGCACCGUGGCGACAUGGACUACAUCAAGCACGCGCUCACCCUCUUCACUGACUUUGUUGCCGUCCUUGUCCGCAUCCUCGUCAUCAUGCUCAAGAACGCAGGUGACAAGUCUGACGACAAGAAGAAGAAGAAGAGGAGGUCCUGAACGUUUCCUCUGCACAUAGUAGCUACUACCACCACAACCGCUACUAGUACAUUACCGCUACGUAGGAAGAAGAAGCUGGCGCUGUAACCUUGGACGCCUUUGUUGCCUCUGUUAAUUCGUGCUGUGUGUGUGAACCUGCCGCGAGUUUGCUGAUACGGUAUAGAAUCCGGAUCUCUCGUGUUUGCAGCUGCGUUUCGCGUUGACUGGAACCUGGAACGAUUUCAUUUGCGAAGAACAUGUUCCGAGUACCGAUCUUGUCUCAGUUUCUGACAUUUCUCUGUCCAUAUUUGCUCA
Brachypodium distachyon (stiff brome) is the source of this 1284-nucleotide messenger RNA. RefSeq names its product bax inhibitor 1. Gene Ontology annotation, cellular component: membrane. The record is from RefSeq and is a predicted model, not a curated record. NCBI's taxonomy places the organism in Eukaryota, Viridiplantae, Streptophyta, Magnoliopsida, Poales, Poaceae. The transcript is spliced from 6 exons. Bases 232 to 990 code for a protein of 252 amino acids.